Linum trigynum is the source of this 3512-nucleotide messenger RNA. Lineage: Eukaryota; Viridiplantae; Streptophyta; Magnoliopsida; Malpighiales; Linaceae. The record is from the annotation of a GenBank genome assembly.
AGCGGCUGAUAGUCCGAUUCAAGUCACAUGAACAAACACAUUGCCAUAAGAAGAAGUGUAAUUUUGGCGGAACUUUCCGUCCCCAAAUCCUAUUCCAAACAGAAGGGUCCAUGAACGUAAUACGAGGUUUGGAAGAAAUCGGACGACAAUGCCGAAAGGCUAGAUGAAAAGCAGAUUUUACAGAGACAAUCCCACUGGAUUCAUACUGCCAAAUUAUUGAAUCUUCCAAAAUAUUCCGAGACAGCGGAAUCCAUUGAAUAAGGGCAACCGAAUUCGAACCAAUAAAAUGCUGAAUAGCCGCCGAAUUCCAAGUUCUAUUACCAGGACAUAUGAGACUUGAAAUAAGUAAAGCAGGGUUAGAGAUACCUGGAGCUGAUUUGGGAAUGAUCGGUAUGUCACCUGGCACCCAAAGAUCCUGGAAAGCACGGAUUGAGACCCCAUCACCUACCUGCCACCUGAUACCCUCUUGUAAUAAGUCCCGCCAAAGAUGACACUCCUCCAACCCCAAGAGGGAUUACUCCCCAAACCAACCCCCAGGAAAUCACCUGAAUCCCUAAAGUACCGACCCCUAUAAACCCUUGACAAUAAACUCAUCGGGUCCUUGAGAACACGCCACACAACCUUGGCAAGAAGAGCCUGAUUGAAGUAGCCGAAUUCGCGAAAACCCAAACCACCUUCCUGUUUAGAAGUGCACAAGGCUUUCCAAGCUCGCUAAUGAAUACGACGUUGACCCUAAACAGCUCCUCACCAAAAUCUUGCCAUCAAAGCAUUCAGCCUGUUGAUCAAAUCUCUAGGCAGCCUAAAAAAAGACAUGAUGUUGAUUGGAAGGGUCGCCGCCACUGAUUUCAAAAGCACCUCCUUGACUGCAGCUGAAAGAGUUCGAUUUUCCACCCUUGGAGCACCGCAAUUAGUUUUUCCUCGACGAAAUGAAUAGUCUCCAAUUUUGAACGUCCCAGCAAUGAAGGGAGGCCUAAAUAACGAUCUUGCAAGCCAAAUGAGCCCACUCCUAAGAAAGCCCCAAGCUCCUCUUGGCCCGAUUGACUGAGGUUUGGACUGAAACAAACGACGGACUUGUGUAACUUAACCCGCUGCCCACUAAUUUCUUGGUAAUUACGAAGAAGACCCAAAAGCACACGCUACUAGCAAAUGGACUUUAAAUGAUAAAGCCCAUGCCAAAUAUGUAUAUCCUGUUUGGGCUAAAGUACGGCCCAUGCAUAACCUUAACGAGUGCGACAUUUUUUGGGGCUAGGAAAUGAUCUCCAUGUCAGGCCCGAUAUACCGAGGAGCGAAUCUACUGCGCUGCGCAGCGCAGGGCGCAGGCUGACAUCGAAAGAGAAAAGCCACAGAGGUUCGUCAAAGAGAGAGAGAACUCCAUUAGAAAUCAAACCAAAAUCUCAACACAAUUUCGUUCUCCACCAAUUUACGGAGUGUGAUUUGGUUUACUCGAUCGAGCGAUGGGCGGAGGGCACGGGGAUGGCGUCACUUACAAGGGCUUGACGAUGCACCAGCCCAAGCGGUGGCACACGGUCACCGGAAAGGGCCUUUGCGCCGUCAUGUGGUUUUGGGUUCUGUACAGGGCUAAGCAGGAUGGUCCUGUUGUGUUGGGCUGGAGGCAUCCAUGGGAUGGCCACGGUGAUGAUCAUGGCCAUGGACACUAGGUACAUUCUCCUAUUCUGUUUCUAUCUAGAAUUUAGAUGCGCUCAAUCAGUACCUUAAUGGUGAUUUCUCUAAUGUUUAGUCUGGUACCAACUUGAAUGACUGUUGAGAAGGUAGGAUAACUAUUAAUUAAGGCAGAUGCUAUACUUUGAAUGAUGUUUGAGAUGGUUAUUAGACAAUGAUAUAAUUUGAUUGGUGUUGAGUUCUUUACCUAUGACUUGCAAUGACAGGGAGUUCUAUAAAGUCACCAUGAUUUGCUCUAGUUGGUUUACCUUUUUGAUGAAUUAGUCUCAAAUCAACACUAGUUCGCAACAUGGUAUAAGAUUUGACUCAAUAGAAACCAAGACAAAUCUUGGCAUGUCUUUUGUAUUGCUCGCGAUGCUGUUAGUUUUAUGGCCGAUGGUGAACAUUUAAUCAUUUGUGCAACCAUUAACUCUGGCUGUUGUUGCUACGAAAAUUAUCUAGUUAUUCCACUUUAGUGAUCUCUUGUGUAUGGUAUAUGUAUGACAGCAAAGAUCUAAGAAAUGAACAUUGCUGGUUUUGCAGGUAUGCAUCUGAAUAGCCAAAGAAGUGUGGAGUUCUUCAAUGGUGGUACCAAACUGUGUACCAUAAAUUGAGACUCGGAACAUGUUCCCUUGGUGCAAUAAAAAUUAUGUUGAAAACAGAUUGUUCUGGUUCCUAAUUUGUGAACAUAAUGCUGCAUUUUAAAAUGCUAACUAGCGCUUGAAUGUCUGGUCAUCAGAUGCGUUUGGCUGGGCUUGUUUCUGCGAAAAGUCUUAUUAUUACCAUGACAAGUUUGUUCUUUUUUGUUCAUCAAGACCUGAAUUCAUAGUUGUGUACUUGUGUUGUGUCUUCUGCUGUUGUAUAUGUUUGUUUAGCUUAUUAUGUAGGUUCCGUAUAUUUGUUUGAUUUGAGCAUUGCAGCAGCAAGAGGAGACUUCGAAAUAGUGGAAUUACGGGGAAAUUGGUGCUCGUUACAAUCCAAGUCCAGCAAAGGAACAGCUCUUGGAGGGUUUGGCCAAAGGUGUUCUACCUCUGGGCAUGAAUGACCCAGCUGCCAUAGCAUAUGCAGGUGAAGUAGGAUACUGAGUUAACUCCGUAUCGUAUUCCAUGUCUACAGGAGGACUCUGCGGCAAUCUGGCUGCAAAAGUUUCAAGAGGAUGAAACAGAUUGCAGUCCGAGGAAAAACUGCGAACGCCAGUUUUUGAAUCAAACUCUACAAGAACUUUGCCAAAAACAUUUGCCUUGUCUAGCCUUCCCGGUUGUGUGCUACAUCGUUUUGUUUCUUCCAUCUAAUAUUGAUUGGUUGGCUCCAGCGUUUAGCCUUUGCUGGACAAUCUAUGGACCUAACUCGCUUGUUCCGAAUUGGGUUAUGAGAUUGUACAAUAUCCAUCUGAAACUGAAACUAAACAGGCUAAGACAUGAAUGGCCUUUAACCAUGUCGCCAGUAAUGAUAUGGCUUUGUCACUUGCCAAGGUGAAACUUGAAGUUAGCAUUAGAGUUGUAGCUAACCAAGUUAAAGUGUCUAAACGACCUAUGAAUCCGUACGGUUCGGAGACGACGACGGCGUUCUUUUUUAUGAACUCAAAUAAUUAUUGUAUACCCUUGCAAAUUUUAGCAAUAGCGAUCUCGUAGUUGAGUGGUGGAGCUAUGUGUGGUUCAGAAGGGAUAACAUGAGUGGCGAAACUAGUCGUACGUGGACAACGGGUCGGGCCGCCCAUGGGCUAGCACGACACGGCAUUGCUAGAGAAAAUAAAUAUACGAAUAAAUACUUAAAAUAUAUAAUAAAAUUUACAAUAUUCAAAUAACUCGGUCAUAGAAAAAGAAAUAACCGAGUAAUAAGAUUGGCUUUUUCAU